AGUCACGUGAUAGAAUGACGUUAUUUGAUCCUCCUCGCAUGGGAAGCAGCCACUACCCUAACAAAAUUCAAGAGAUUUUUAGAAGUUUACAGGAUUGUCUGCACUAUUGGUUGGAAUGAUUUAUGGAAAGGAAAGAUAUGCCUCACUCCAAUGUAGAGGAGGAAAAACAUUGCAACCCAGAUGUUAAAAGGGGCUCAAACUUCUCAAAACAAAGAACUGAGCAGUCCAAGACUGAAAAAAAGCAGCCUGGAUUAGUAUCACCAUUCAAACGUGUGUUCCUGAAAGGUGAGAAGGGCCGGGAUAAGAAAGCUCAGGAGAAAGUAACGGAGCGCAGGCCUCUGCAUACAGUUUUGUCUUCCUUGCCUGACCGCCGAGUUGAACCAGAUGUAUUAUUAAAUGACUACAUUGAAAAAGAAGUAAAGUAUUUAGGGCAGCUGACCUCAGUUCCAGGAUACUUAAAUCCCUCCAGUCGAACUGAAAUUUUGCACUUCGUAGACGGUGCAAAGAGAGCACAUCAGCUUCCUGGUCAGCUAACUCAGGAGCAUGAUGCUGUCAUCAGCUUGUCUGCCUACAAUGUCAAAUUGGUGUGGAGAGAUGGAGAAGACAUCAUACUCAGGGUUCCAAUCCAUGACAUAGCAGCUGUUUCAUACAUUCGUGAUGAUUCCUUACAUCUGGUUGUACUUAAAACAGCUCAGGACCCAGGAAUCUCUCCAAGUCAGAGCAUCUGUACUGAAACCUCCAGAGCACAAACAUCAGGGUCACUUUCAGAGAGUGGAACAGUACCAGUUGAAGCCUGCUGUCUGGUGGUAUUGGCUACAGAAAACAAAGAUGCAGCAGAAGAACUCUGUUUACUGCUUAGCCAAGUCUUCCAAAUUGUUUACACUGAAUCUACUAUAGACUUUUUAGACAGAGCAAUAUUUGAUGGAGCAUCUACUCCAACAAGACACUUGUCAUUGUACAGUGAUGAUUCUUCAAAUAAAGUGGAUGUUAAAGAAGCAUAUGAAACAGAAGCAAGCACUUUCUCUUUUCAGGAUUCCUUGGAUACAGGUGGCAACUCCCCUUCCUCUUCUUCCACUCAGACAUCUCCUCAGGCUAAAACAGUGAGUGAGAGUGAACUUAGUACCACUGCAGCAGAACUUCUUCAGGACUACAUGACAACGUUAAAAACAAAGUUAUCUUCACAAGAAAUAAAACAGUUUGCUACAUUGCUGCAUGAGUAUCGCAAUGGAUCCUCCAUUCAUGAAUUUUGUAUAAACCUACGGCAACUGUAUGGAGACAGCCGAAAGUUCCUUUUACUGGGUCUCAGACCAUUUAUUCCAGAAAAGGACAGCCAACACUUUGAGAAUUUUUUGGAAACCAUCGGUGUGAAGGACGGACGCGGUAUUAUAACAGACAGCUUUGGGAGGUACAGAAGGACUAUGAGUACCACAUCCAAUUCAACGACCAAUGGGAAUGGAGUCACAGGAGGCUCUGAUGACCAGUCAGUACCUUCUGAAGGAGAUGAUUGGGACCGUAUGAUCACAAAUAUCAGCAAUGAUAUUGAAGCCCUUGGAUGUAGCUUGGAUCAGGAUUCCUCCUGACUACGAAA
Protopterus annectens (West African lungfish) is the source of this 1588-nucleotide messenger RNA. It is a transcript of the gene CCM2, whose product is annotated as CCM2 scaffold protein. The transcript has 12 exons. Gene Ontology annotation, biological process: heart development; vasculogenesis. Lineage: Eukaryota; Metazoa; Chordata; Ceratodontiformes; Protopteridae. Bases 123 to 1580 code for a protein of 485 amino acids. The record is from RefSeq and is a predicted model, not a curated record.